AUGGUCAGUCAGGCAGCCAUGCGAGGCCAGCGUGUGGUGGAGAGCGAGUACAGGUGUUGGAACCCGGCCGUCUGGCUCCUGGUGUCCUUGUUGGGAUCCCUCGUCUUGGUGACCCUCAGUGUGCUGCUGCGACUCGGAGACUUGAAAAUAAACAGACGGGCUGUAUCCACCAAUACCGUGCAAUCCCCCGAGAGGACGCAGUACCAAGUGCAACUGGUGAAUGGACGUAACCGAUGUGAGGGUCGCGUGGAGGUGCGCUACAAUGACACAUGGGGCACAGUGUGUGAUGACGACUGGGACAUGGUGGAUGCCAAAGUGGUGUGUCGGCAGUUGGGCUGCGGAUCGGCGGUGGCGGUGGGCAGCAGCUCUCAGUUUGGUCAAGGCUCAGGGCUCAUCCUGCUGGAUAACGUGGACUGCAAAGGAAGUGAGACAGACCUCAGUCAGUGCAACAGUCUGGGCUGGGGCAUCCACAACUGUUACCACUAUGAGGAUGUGGCCGUUACGUGUAGAGAACCAUCAGUGGUGGGGGCAAAAGGUUUCGGGGGUCUCACAACACCGUCCUCCAGGAACGCAGGUUUAGGAGAUGGCACCGUUCGUCUGGUGGGUGGACUGAACUCCUGCCAGGGUCGGGUGGAGGUCUACUACCAGGGAAGCUGGGGGACGGUGUGUGAUGAUGACUGGGGCAAUAUCGAUGCUGAGGUGGCGUGCCAGCAGAUCGGCUGCGGCCACGCUGUCUCGGCACACACCAACUCCUACUUUGGCUACGGGACAGGCCUAAUUCUCCUGGACAAUGUCAACUGCCAUGGCAACGAGCAGCAGCUGUAUAAAUGCAGUAGCCUGGGCUGGGGGAACCACAACUGCGGGCAUCAUGAGGACGCUGGGGUCACCUGCACUGGAUCCACUACUGCACCUCUUGUGAUGAACACUCCUACCGGAAGCCAGAGAUCAAUCUGGCUUACACAGGGCACUGCAGCAACAACCGAGGAAGUUACAGUCACACAAAGUACAACAACUGUUACCACAACUGCCCAGACAAAAGGCAAGCUAGCCAUUCGUGUGGUGAAUGGAAACAGUAGCUGCCAGGGUCGUGUGGAGGUCCUCUACAAAAAUGUUUGGGGCACGGUGUGUGACGACGAUUGGGACAUGCCCAACGCCAACGUGGUGUGCAGGCAGCUUGGUUGUGGCUUGGCAAUCGCAGCCAAGUCUAAGGCCUACUUUGGCUAUGGUUCUGGUCCGAUCCUGCUCGACAAUGUGGAAUGUAAUGGCAACGAAGGGGAGCUGUCCCAGUGCUUCCACCUGGGCUGGGGUCAGCACAACUGUGGCCAUCAUGAGGACGCUGGAGUUAUCUGUGCACCUUUUAUGCUCAACAUUGGACUUGCGCGUGACUUUAGAGUAACAGAAAGGAUGCCAACCACCACCCAACCACCCACUGAAGGAACGGUGAGGCUGGUGGAUGGCCAGCACAACUGUGAGGGUCGAGUGGAGAUGUACUCCAAUUCUGGAUGGGGCACAGUGUGUGACGAUGCUUGGGACCUCCCUGAUGCACAGGUUGUAUGCCGUCAGCUCGGCUGCGGGGAGGCCAUGGCGGCUCGGGGACAAGCUUACUUUGGGCCUGGCGCAGGAACAAUCCUGCUGGACAAUCUCAAGUGCAGCGGUACGGAGGCCUCCUUGCAGCAGUGCUCCCAUAUAUCCUGGAACGUGCACAACUGUGACCACUCUGAAGAUGCUGGCGUCACCUGCUCACUGUCGUGA
Messenger RNA from Scomber scombrus (Atlantic mackerel), 1752 nucleotides. It is a transcript of the gene ssc4d, whose product is annotated as scavenger receptor cysteine-rich domain-containing group B protein. Bases 1 to 1752 code for a protein of 583 amino acids. Gene Ontology annotation, cellular component: membrane. The transcript has 11 exons. NCBI's taxonomy places the organism in Eukaryota, Metazoa, Chordata, Actinopteri, Scombriformes, Scombridae. The record is from RefSeq and is a predicted model, not a curated record.